Messenger RNA from Delphinapterus leucas (beluga whale), 1657 nucleotides. The record is from RefSeq and is a predicted model, not a curated record. Lineage: Eukaryota; Metazoa; Chordata; Mammalia; Artiodactyla; Monodontidae.
CAUGGAUUGUACUUGUGGGUUCAGAUCCCUCCUGGUAACUUUCUAGAUGUGCAAGUUAUUGAAAUUCUCAGCCUCAGUUUCUGCAGGUUUAUGUGAGAAUUAAACGCAGAAUGAAACGAUACAUAUGAGUCUCCCUUUCAGGUAGGCAGAGCAAGUUCUCUUAUUAUUACAGAGGAGUUGAAGCACAAUCAUACUGCCUACUCCGAAGUCAUUUGGCUUUGUUGUCUUCCCCCAAGGCACCACGUUGUAACCGGUUGUUUUCUCCCAGCCAAGACCAAGGAUCGGCGUGGCGAUUGGUGACCAGAUCCUAGACCUCAGUGUCAUUAAGCACCUCUUCACUGGGCCUGUCCUCUCCCAACACCAGGAUGUCUUUGAUCAGCCAGCUCUCAACAGCUUCAUGGGCCUGGGUCAGGCUGCCUGGAAGGAGGCAAGGGGAUUGUUGCAGAACCUGCUGUCCGCCAGCCAAGCCAGGCUCAGAGAUGACACGGAGCUUCGGAAGCGUGCAUUCACCUCCCAGGCUUCCGCCACAAUGCAUCUUCCGGCCACCAUAGGCGACUACACGGACUUCUAUUCCUCUCGGCACCAUGCCACCAAUGUCGGAGUCAUGUUCAGGGGCACAGAGAACCCGUUGAUGCCCAAUUGGCUGCACUUACCAGUGGGCUACCACGGCCGUGCUUCCUCCAUCGUGGUGUCUGGCACCCCAAUCCGCAGGCCCAAGGGACAGAUGAGACCCGAUGACUCUAAGCCUCCUGUGUAUGGUGCCUGCAAACUCUUGGACUUCGAGUUGGAAACAGCUUUCUUUGUAGGCCCUGGGAACAAAUUUGGAGAGCCGAUCCCCAUUUCUAAGGCCCAUGAGCACAUUUUUGGAAUGGUCCUUAUGAACGACUGGAGUGCUCGAGACAUUCAGAAGUGGGAGUACGUCCCUCUUGGGCCGUUCCUCGGGAAGAGUUUUGGAACCACCAUCUCUCCGUGGGUGGUGCCCAUGGAUGCCCUCAUGCCCUUUGCUGUGCCCAACCAGGAGCAGGACCCCAAGCCCCUGCCGUAUCUCCGCCACGACCAGCCCUACACGUUCGACAUCAACCUCUCUGUCACCCUGAAAGGAGAAGGAAUGAACCAAGCAGCUACCAUAUGCAGGUCCAAUUUUAAGGCUACUAAGAAGGAAUACGGGGGCCUCCUUGAAGGGGUCUCUUGGUAUAUGUACUGGACAGUGCUGCAGCAGCUCACUCACCACUCUGUCAAUGGCUGCAACCUGCGGCCGGGGGACCUCUUGGCUUCUGGAACCAUCAGCGGGCCGGAGCCAGAGAGCUUUGGCUGCAUGCUGGAGCUGUCGUGGAGGGGAACGAGGGCCAUAGAGCUGGGGAAUGGACAGACCAGGAAGUUUCUGCUGGACGGGGAUGAAGUCAUCAUCACAGGACAGUGCCAGGGGGACGGGUACCGCAUUGGCUUUGGCCAGUGUGUGGGAAAAGUGCUGCCUGCCCUCUCAGCGGCCUGAGGUUCUCUCUGCCUUCCUGGAAACACAAGCCUUGAGCACUGCCCUCUCCACCUCCCUGCGGGGGACCAGGGGCCCCAAUGAGGCCGCAGGCCUGGUUCUUCAUUCGGUAAUAAAUAAAGCCAUCGUGCUCCCUCUCCAUCUGGGCCUGGCACGGCUCUGAGUGCG